Molecule: messenger RNA, 1229 nt
Organism: Gorilla gorilla gorilla (western lowland gorilla)
Lineage: Eukaryota; Metazoa; Chordata; Mammalia; Primates; Hominidae
Gene: OR5H15
Product: olfactory receptor family 5 subfamily H member 15
Exons: 2
Coding region: 155-1096 (313 amino acids)
Biological process (GO): G protein-coupled receptor signaling pathway
Cellular component (GO): membrane
Molecular function (GO): olfactory receptor activity; G protein-coupled receptor activity
Source: RefSeq, a predicted model, not a curated record
AAUGAAACCUUCAAAAAGAAUGAGUAUGUAAUGAAUGGCUACCUCUGUUAUUGACAUUGCUGUGCUACUGUAUGUAUUUUGGUUUUAGAAGGCGUAACACAUUUAAAGGAUAUCCACAAUUUCCUUCAAAAUAUAGAGGACAUGCAGUGAGGACAUGGAAGAGGAACAUGCAACAUUGCUGACAGAGUUUGUUCUCACAGGAUUUUUAUAUCAACCACAGUGGAAAAUACCCCUGUUCCUGGCAUUCUUGGUAAUAUAUCUCAUCACCAUCAUGGGGAAUCUUGGUCUGAUUGCUGUCAUCUGGAAAGACCCUCACCUUCAUAUCCCAAUGUACCUACUCCUCGGGAAUUUAGCUUUUGUGGAUGCUUGGAUAUCAUCCACAGUGACCCCAAAGAUGCUGAAUAACUUCUUAGCUAAGAGUAAGAUGAUAUCUCUCUCUCAAUGCAAGAUACAAUUUUUUUCCAUUGCAAUUGGCGUAACCACAGAAUGUUUUUUCUUGGCAACAAUGGCAUAUGAUCGCUAUGUAGCCAUAUGCAAACCUUUACUUUAUCCAGUCAUUAUGACCAAUGGACUGUGCGUCCGGCUAUUAAUCUUGUCAUAUAUAGCUGGUAUUCUUCAUGCUUUAAUCCAUGGAGGAUUUUUAUUCAGACUAACCUUCUGUAACUCCAACAUAGUACAUCACAUUUACUGUGACAUUAUCCCAUUGUCUAAGAUUUCUUGUACUGAUUCUUCUAUUAAUUUUCUAAUGGUUUUUAUUUUCUCAGGUUCAAUUCAGGUAUUCAGCAUUGUGACUAUUCUUAUAUCUUAUACAUUUGUUCUCUUCACAAUCUUAGAAAAGAAAUCUGAUAAGGGUGUAAGGAAAGCCUUUUCCACCUGUGGAGCCCACCUCUUCUCUGUCUGUUUAUACUAUGGCCCCCUUCUCUUAAUGUAUGUGGGCCCUGCAUCUCCGCAAGCAGAUGGUCAAAAUAUAGUGGAGCCUCUAUUCUACACUGUCAUCAUUCCUUUGUUAAAUCCUAUCAUCUACAGUCUGAGAAAUAAGCAAGUCAUAGUUUCAUUCAUAAAAAUGUUAAAAAGAAAUGUUAAGGUUUCAUACUAAUAUCCUUUUUCUAUUUACUAAAAUAGUCACAAAAUUAUGCAAGUUAGAGGUACCUAUGUUGUUUCCAGUGUUCAAACAUUUUUGCAAGUAUAACUGUCCUAGCACUUUAAUGACCUAACAUUUUAGUACCUAA